Molecule: messenger RNA, 625 nt
Organism: Anisakis simplex (herring worm)
Lineage: Eukaryota; Metazoa; Nematoda; Chromadorea; Rhabditida; Anisakidae
Source: the annotation of a GenBank genome assembly
AAUUGUUGAAAUGAAUAGAGCCUAUCGACAUGUUGACGAGUCACGUCUAUGGAACGAUUUAACAUCAAUUGAAGUUAUCGCACCUGGUGAAAGUAAUCCACAAUUGGGCAAAGAAUGGCGAUACGCUUUUCAGACAGUUGAAAAACUAAAUCUAUGUGUAGCAUCCAAAGGAAUACCAAAUAUGGAUAUACACUUGUUAUGGCGACACAAUCGACGAUUACGUGACAUCUAUCGAAAUACAGAAAUGAGCGCACCACCUCCGCUGGUUGUUGAUGGUGGUGUGAAAAAAUUGUACGAGAGCGGGAUAAGAGAUUCAGUUUUGGUGGGUAUUCGGAAUGGUAUUUUGUUCAUCGCUCCACAGAACGGCGAGUUUGAUUAUUUGGAUGAAGCCUACAACCUGGCCGGUCUAUACGCGAAAAAUGGCGAAAUUGCGAAAGCGUUUGGAGAAACGAGCAAAGCGUUUUUAUUGUCACAACAUUUCAAAGAGGUGAUUGUUGUGAUCGCAAAUGUUAAUGGUGUGUAUUUCAAAGCUUACAAAACGUCGAGGUUAGCAUUGUUUCAGACUGGCAGCAAUCCCUUUUGUUGUCAACACCCAUUGGCAUGUAGAUGGUUUUAUUUCCAGUGA